Molecule: messenger RNA, 762 nt
Organism: Striga asiatica
Lineage: Eukaryota; Viridiplantae; Streptophyta; Magnoliopsida; Lamiales; Orobanchaceae
Source: the annotation of a GenBank genome assembly
UGGAGAAUUGGUUUUAGCCAAGUUUCCCUCAUCGCUAGGUUGAAGAUAAUCAGUCUACUCGUGCUCUUUAGCGAGCAAGACUGGGAGCCUCCGAGUUGUGAUGAUAUCCGUGCUCCCGGAUGCGACAUUCAAGGACCUAAUUACCAAGGUCCCCAAAACGAUCAACAAGUACAAACAAUUGUGGUUAUGAGACGAGGAUGGAAAACACCGAGAUCAGAUGGCGACGUUGGGGCAUCUGAAUUUCUAACCGUCCCCACUAAAUUUGUCUCUAAGAUUUUCAAGUAUUCUGAUUUUGCCAUUUUCUGUGUUUGUACUAAUAGGUCGGCUUCAACUUUUAUAGCAAGGAGUUCUAUGGUGCCUGAGCUAAGGGCCUCGUUCAUCACCAAGCUCGUUACUUUGUUGGAAAAGAAGCCAGAAGAACGCGAGGGACCCUCAUUGGUAGAGGACUCGUAUUUGGCUGCUGCUGGUCUCUGUUCUGGUCAUCAAGAACCUUCUUGCAUUCCUACUUUCUAUCUGUUGCUCGAUUUGAAGGGUUCGAGUUCGGUCAAGGAAGCAAGGAAGAACGAGCCUACCACCAAAAAGUCUAAAGAGACCAAGUCCUCUGUCCGCAAAAAAAAAAAGAAAAAAAUAGACGACGAUAUGGAUCAAUUGGCCCUUAUCGCACAAAUGAAUGCUGUCGCGAAACAACAACCAAAGGAACCAGUUGUGGAUCUGGUUGUUCAAGUGAUCGAGUCGUCCGCGGGAGAAGAUGAGCAUCCACUU